Molecule: messenger RNA, 1188 nt
Organism: Populus trichocarpa (black cottonwood)
Lineage: Eukaryota; Viridiplantae; Streptophyta; Magnoliopsida; Malpighiales; Salicaceae
Product: vesicle-associated protein 2-1
Exons: 8
Coding region: 333-1001 (222 amino acids)
Biological process (GO): endoplasmic reticulum membrane organization
Cellular component (GO): plasma membrane; endoplasmic reticulum membrane
Source: RefSeq, a predicted model, not a curated record
GUUUUUUUUAUACACGUGUCAACUCUAUCACACACUCUCUCUCUCUCUCUGACUUAACAAGAAAGAAAGCUCUGCCAUUCUGGUUCCUGGGUGCACGAACACACCAAGCUACCGCCUCUCUCUAUCAACCCCCGCCCUCUCUUUCCUUUUAACAGGCAGAGAGAGUCUUGCUCCCCCCCCCCCCUUCUCUCUCAACGAAGCGCAUACCACCUGAACCGAUAAAAAAAGCCGAAAUUGGUGCCUAAAAGUUCGAGCCAUUCGUUGCUUUUAACAAAUCCUCCACAUUCGUUUAACCACAUAUUCUGAGAUUUGGUGAUAUUGGUGGGGCCGACAUGACUGCUGGUGAUGGAAAUCAGUUGAUCUCCGUACAUCCCGAGGACCUCAAGUUCAUUUUUGAGCUGGAAAAGCAAAGCUUUUGUGAUCUUAAAGUUGCGAACAACACAGAGCACCAUGUUGCUUUUAAGGUUAAAACUACUUCACCUAAGAAGUACUUUGUGAGGCCCAACACUGGUGUUAUACAGCCUUGGGAUUCUUGCGUCAUCAGAGUUACUCUUCAAGCUCAACGAGAAUAUCCUUCAGAUAUGCAAUGCAAAGAUAAGUUUCUCUUACAGAGUACCAUUGUGCCUCCACAUGCUGAUGUUGAUGAGCUCCCACCAGAUACUUUCAAUAAGGAUAGUGAUGACAAGGUGAUACAUGACAGGAAGCUUAGAGUUGUAUACAUCCCUCCUUCAUCAACUCAAGGAAACUCAGAAGAUGAAGGGUUGAAGGGCUCCACUCAAAGUCCUGAUGCUAACUCUGCUGUACAGAGCCUGAAGGAUGAAAGGGAUGCUGCUGUUCGACAAACCCAGCUACUACAGCAGGAACUGGACUUGCUGAGGAGACGAAGAUAUCGAAAAAGUGAUCCAGGCUUCUCCCUCAUGUUUGCAUUUGUUGUUGGACUUAUUGGAAUUAUGGUUGGCUUCCUCUUGAACCUUUCAUUGUCAUCACCAUCUACAGAAUGACUGGGCUUUAUCAAGGACCUUAGGAGACAAUUUUUUCUUUUCUAUUUUACUGUACAAUCUGUGCCUGUCUGGUGUUCUGUUGGAUGGAAGGGACAUCGAUCUAUUUCCUCCCUUCUUUUUGUAUAUUUGCUAUUGCAAAUUUGUCAGUUGGCCAAAUAUAUUUUCAUCUCCUCUCAUUGAUAUGUUA